Messenger RNA from Eupeodes corollae, 3228 nucleotides. RefSeq names its product ER degradation-enhancing alpha-mannosidase-like protein 3 (gene Edem2). NCBI's taxonomy places the organism in Eukaryota, Metazoa, Arthropoda, Insecta, Diptera, Syrphidae. The transcript is spliced from 6 exons. Gene Ontology annotation, cellular component: membrane; endoplasmic reticulum. Gene Ontology annotation, biological process: carbohydrate metabolic process; mannose trimming involved in glycoprotein ERAD pathway; endoplasmic reticulum mannose trimming. Bases 561 to 2891 code for a protein of 776 amino acids. Gene Ontology annotation, molecular function: calcium ion binding; mannosyl-oligosaccharide 1,2-alpha-mannosidase activity. The record is from RefSeq and is a predicted model, not a curated record.
UCGCCAUCUCGCUCGUCUUGUCAUCAUCGCCAAAGAAGUUUAUGUGUCAAAACUAAAACCAAAGAAAAAAGAAAAGAAGAAAAGUUGAAAUAAAAUUUUGCACCAUUCUCAAAAUCCCCAAAAGACAAGAAGUCGACGCAAAACCAAAAAAUUCUCUCCUACCCCAAAUCUCGAAAAGAUUAAAAGUUCACAAAUAAUCUACACAAAUGUCGAAUUCAAUCGAAACAUAGAAGAAAAUAUUGUAAAAAUAAUUACAAAAUAAAAAAGAAAGAUAAUGAAUGAAUUGAAUACGAGUCGUCGGAAUAUUUAUAAAAGUUGUUGUUGUAGUUGGCUCUACGAAAAGUAGAGAUCUACCUACUUUUUGUGUUUUUCUCUUUUAUUUUUUCUUUCUUUUCGUUUGGUUUCUUUAUUUUGUUGGAUAUUUUAUUAUCUUUUUGUUUCGUUGGCUUCAUUUGGAUUUCGCGAAAUUUUAAAUUUAAUUUUGUUGUUUCUGUGUGGUGUCGUGAAAUUGGUCCAAAAAGAACACGGGAAAAAGUUGAAAGUUUACAAAAAUCCAGAAAAUGGGCCAACGAAACAGGCAACUAUGGGCUGCCGUGUUGGUCGGUAUCAUUGGGGUGUCCCUGGUCCUCUCCGAGUCCAUUCCAACUCAGAAUAUGUCCAAAAAGGAGCGUGAGGAGCUUAAGGAAGAAGCACGAGAGAUGUUCUAUCAUGCGUACUACGCCUACAUGGAGAACGCCUAUCCUGCCGACGAACUGAUGCCAUUGUCGUGCAAAGGACGCUACCGAGGCGUGACCCCAUCUCGUGGGGACAUGGAUGACAUUUUGGGCAAUUUCUCAAUGACCCUGGUGGAUUCAUUGGACACACUCGUCAUACUCGGUGACUUUGCCGAAUUCGAGAGUGCCGUGAAAAUGGUGAUAAAAGACGUCCAAUUCGACAGUGACAUUAUUGUGUCUGUGUUCGAGACAAACAUUCGUAUGGUUGGUGGCUUGCUGUCGGCGCACAUCCUCACCGAAUACAUCCAGAAGGAUCUUAAAAUAAUGCCCUGGUACAAGGGCGAACUACUGGAGAUGGCCCGUGAUUUGGGCUAUCGCUUGCUGCCAGCUUUCAACACCUCGACAGGCAUUCCACACGCUAGAGUAAACUUGCGAACAGGCAUGAAAGACGAACAGCUGAAGAAAUCACGAGAAACAUGCACCGCAUGUGCGGGGACAAUUCUUUUGGAGUUUGCUGCACUCUCGCGGCUGACGGGCGAACCGAUAUUCGAAGCGAGGGCACAUGCUGCCAUGGAUGCUCUGUGGAAGCUCAGACACCGAGGGUCGGAUUUGAUGGGCACGGUGAUGAAUGUACAUUCGGGUGACUGGGUGCGACGAGAUUCUGGUGUGGGGGCUGGAAUCGAUUCCUACUAUGAGUAUCUAUUUAAGUCGUACGUUUUGCUGGGAGACGAUAAGUAUUUAGCGCGAUUCAAUCGACACUAUAACGCAGUCAUGAAAUACGUGAGUGAGGGUCCGAUGUUGUUGGAUGUGCUGAUGCAUCGACCACAUGCCAAAUCGAGAAACUUUAUGGACUCUCUGCUGGCAUUCUGGCCGGGAUUGCAGGUGCUCUCUGGGGAUUUAAAACCUGCCGUUCAAACACAUGAGAUGCUCUAUCAAGUGAUGCAAAUGCACACGUUCAUUCCCGAAGCAUUCACCGUCGACUUCCAAAUCCACUGGGGACAACACCACCUCCGACCUGAGUUCAUCGAAUCCACAUACUUCCUCUACAAAGCCACCAAUGACCAUCACUAUCUGCAGGUGGGCAAGAAAGCCCUAAAAACCCUUCAGAAACAUGCCAAAGUAAGUUGCGGCUAUGCAGCCGUCAAUGACGUACGCACUGGCAAACAUGAAGACCGCAUGGAUUCAUACGUUCUCUCUGAGACAUUCAAGUACUUGUAUUUGCUCUUCUCCGAUCCUUCAGACAUCAUCAUCAAUUUGGACGAAUUCGUAUUCACGACGGAGGCUCAUUUACUGCCACUAUCGAUUGCACAACUUGGAAACAGUACAUUCAGUUUCCGUCAAACAGACGAACACAAUGUCCUUGACUUUAUGCGCACAUGUCCCAGCUCCACAAAAUUAUUCCCAGAAAAAGUACGAAAACCAUUGAGAAAUUUCAUCACCGGUUCAUGUCCUCGUGCCCAAUUGAAUAAACGUUUGAGAGCAUUAGAUUUUCAAGCGAGUAAUGCUGAUCAUCUGCGAGCUGUUUAUGACAUGGGCAUUACAAUGGUUUCAUUAGGCGAUGGAAAGGUUCGACUGUUUCACAGUUUCUAUAAUGCUAAAAGCCCUGAAGAUGGUGAAAUGGGUCUUUUAUUUAUGCAAGAAAUGCUCGAGCUGACUAAGAUGCAGAGUUUAAAUCAAUUGGCGCAGUUACAGGCUGUUGCAUUCAAAUCUGAUGACAGUGAAGAAUGGACAGCUUUGAUGGCUGGUCCUAGUCAUUUCUCACCCGAAUUAGUUGCCGAAGAGUUUGUCGAAGCUGAAAUUCUCGUAGCCACACCAUUACGAGGAUGUUCUGAUCUGAAUGACACCGGUGAUAUGAGGGGAAAGAUUUUAGUUGUCGAACGAGGUGACUGCACGUUCGUCGAUAAAGCAAGACGCGCCCAAAAAGCCGGCGCUAAAGCUGUCAUAGUCUGUGAUAAUGUUCCUGGAUCUUCCGGUGAAACACAACCAAUGUUUGCAAUGUCUGGCGAUGGCAACAACAAUGUAACCAUUCCAGUUGUCUUUAUGUUUUCUCUUGAAUACAAAACUCUUGGCAAUGCAAUCACCAAAAAUCCCAAUCUUAAGAUUCGUAUAAUGCAGAUGUUGGAAUUUAAAAGACAAUUACAAAAGCAGUCAACGAAAAAUACUAAAGUUGAAUUAUGAUAAAAUUAUCAUAAAACACAAAAACUACAACAACAACAACAAACACUAUUAGUCUAUGAAAAUAAGGAAAAAAUUGAUAGUUUUGUUUUUGUUUGAAUUUAGUUUUUCUCUUUAUUUUCAUGCAUUUUUGAUUUCAGUUAUUAGUUUUUAAGUCUCCUUGUUUUCCUUAUCUUUUCUUAUUUUUUUUAUUUUUAAAUUAAACUAAAAAUCUGUAAAAAAGUAUAACACACACACACACACCCACUAUAUAAGUAGCUGAUAUAGAUUAAUGCGAGAAUGAAUAGAAGAUGAAUUUUUUUGUAAAUAUUUCAAAAAAAGAAAAAAAAAAUACGAAUUA